This is a messenger RNA of Cutaneotrichosporon oleaginosum, 2008 nucleotides long. RefSeq lists its product as uncharacterized. Gene Ontology annotation, cellular component: membrane. Gene Ontology annotation, biological process: transmembrane transport. Lineage: Eukaryota; Fungi; Basidiomycota; Tremellomycetes; Trichosporonales; Trichosporonaceae. The record is from RefSeq and is a predicted model, not a curated record. Gene Ontology annotation, molecular function: transmembrane transporter activity.
GAGCAGGUUUGCAUCUGCAUCUUGUGCACUUACUCAUCCUGUAUCUGACGUUUGCGCUGUGGCGAGCAUUUGAUCAAAGGUGUUGAGCUAAUAUGGCCGCUCCUCAACCGACAUCCCCCACCGCCGACACCAUGUCCGACGCACCAACGACUCCCCCUUCGCCGCAGAGGAUAGCCUCGCCUACGCCAGCGCCAGAACCACCUGCAACCGACGCAGACGUCUCUUCGCCUCCAUCCCAACCCCAACUUUUCCCCUCAGCCACCUCCCUCCCCCCUUCCAUCCCGGAAGACGGCCCAGCCCCUUCCAUCAUCUCUCCCUCCCCAGCCCCUCCCCCAGCCCCCACCCCCGCUUUAACACGCACCCCCACCGACCUCUCAUCAACAACAACGCUCUACACCCGCCCCACGCUCGCCCCCGCCCCGGUCCCCGCACAGCGCACACCCUCCCCCGCGCCGCCGUCCACCGCCGACGUCGUCUCCGUCUUCGACCCAGCAGCCGUGGGCGGCGGCGGGCCGCUCGUGCGCAUCGCGACGGCCCAUUCGCAGCGCGAGCUGGCGCGCGAGCGCUCGCGCAGCGCCACAGGCCAUAAGCCGACACCCUUCGCGCUCUCCCGCCCCGCCAUCGAGCCGGUCUUCGACGACGACGAGCACAGCGUGGCGCGCAGGCGCAGCGCCUCCGUCGGCGACGCCAGCGCGCGCGACCCCGAAAAAGACACCCCCGAGCCCACAGAGCCAUACAUCUACCCCGACGGCGGGUACGGCUGGGUCGUCGUGGGCUGCUGCAUGACGCUGUGCGCGCUCACGAACGGGUGGGGCAUGAGCUACGGCGUAUUCCAGGAGUACUAUGCAAAGAACACGUUUCCGGGCGCGCCCACGGCCGUGCUCUCGCUCGCGGGCACCACGCAGGGAUUCAUGUAUUCCGUCUGCGCGUUUUUCAGCGGCGUCCUCGGCGACAAGUUUGGCUUCCGGCCCAUGCUGAUUGCCAGCUGUGUCGUGUGCUGGAUCGGGCUGUUCGGCGCGAGCUGGAGCACUUCGUUGUGGAGCACGAUAUUGUGCCAGGGCGUGAUUACGGGGAUUGGGCAGGGCCUCGCCGUCCCCCUCUUCCUCUCCCUCCCGUCCCAGUGGUUCUACAAGUAUCGUGGCCUUGCGUCGGGCAUCACGAUGGGCGGCGCCGGCAUCGGCGGCGGCUUGUCCGUCAUCAUUGUACGGCGCCUCAUCACGCAGGUCGGCGCAAGCAAAACGCUCCUCAUCAUGUCCUUCGUCAACCUCGCAGCCAUGGUCAUUGCCGUCUCCCUGAUCCGUACGCGCCCCGGCUCGCCCGAAGCACAGCGGCAGCGGGGCAAGCUGAUCAACACGGCGAUCUUCGCGCACUCCGAGUUCUGGAGCGUCGCCAUCUCCCUCCUCAUCGGCGUCAUCGGCUACCCCGCCCCCUACUUCUUCAUGAACCAGUACAUGGCCACGACGUUCCCGUCCAUCACCGACCCGAUGAAGCUCACGGUGCCGCUGACGAUCCUCGCGUUCUCCGUCGCCGUCGGCCGCGGCCUCGUCGGCUUCUGCAGCGACGCCAUCGGCGCCAUGAACACGUACAUCGGCGUCUUCGUCGUCUCGGGCAUCAUCCAGUUCGCGCUCUGGCUCAACGUCUCGAGCUUUGCGCUCGCGUGCGUCUUUGCGUGCCUCUACGGCCUCAUUGCGCCGGGGUAUCUCGGCCUCAUGCCCCAGAUCGUCGUCACCAUCUUCGGCCCGAACUCGCUCGCGUCCAACACGGGUAUAUUGCUGCUGUUCAACGGCCCCGGAAACCUCAUUGCUGGGCCGCUCGGUGGCGCGCUCUUCGACGUCUCGGGACGCACGACGUGGAAGUGGAUGAUCAUCUGUAUGGGCUCGAUCCAGAUCCUCGGCGGGCUCAUCUGUUGCUGGGCACGCUUCCGCACAUGUCCCAAGCUCUUGGCCAAAAUCUAACUGCAUCAGCGCAUCGGACGGACAGUCAAUAAUGUAUGCAUCCUAAUCUGGUG